GUAAACAUUAUGUUGCGAUGGAGGCGCGCUGAAAAAAAGGUGGUAUUUUUGGGUGACUUCAACCGCGAACGAAUCGUGUGAAUGAUUAUCGCACGAAAUUGACGCUGGGUCGAUAAUCAUGCCCCGACGCGUGGUCCAGUGAGUGCGUCAUCACCGUACGCCGUAGCAACUGCCUGUGCGGUUCCGGGUUGCUGUGAUUAAUCACCGUAGAGCACUGACAGCGAGAAAAGUGCAUCUCCGUGCGUUCGGGUACGUACUGCAGCAGCAGCAGCUUCUGGUGCUGGUGUUGCUGCGCCCUGCGGUUGUGUCGCGACAGUUGAGUGACAAAUUCUACGAGAAGCAUAAGCAUCCUAGAACAAAAGAUGGGUAUCUUGGACGAGCGUGGCUUCCUGUACGUGCUGGCCGAUCUACUAUCGAUCGUGACGAUCGCUUCCUGUCUCAUCUCGAAGGUUCCGCAGAUUCAGACGGUCCGGAGGCUGCAAUCAGCCACCGGUCUCAGCGUGAAUGGCUUGCUCAUGGAGCUCGCCAGCUACACCGUGACGAUGUUGUAUAACUUUACCAACGGCUACGCCUUUCUGUCCUACCUGGAAUACCCGAUCCUUCUGGUACAGGAGUACGUUCUUGUCUACUUCGUGCUGAAGUACUCUUCGAUGCUUGGCCAACGAGCUUACAUGUGGGCUGGAGUGUACGGUGUCCUUUUCUUUGGCUUCGCCACCGGGCUCAUCCCUUCGUCCGUGCUUAUGAUGCUUGUGCCCUUUACGACCCCGGUCGGUGCUACGAGCAAGGUGAUGCAGUUGAUCGCCAUCUUGCGCUCGAAGGACUCUGCAUCGGUCAGCUUGAUUACUUGGGCCAUUUCUGCGUUCACCAACUCAACGCGCAUCUACACGAUCAUGCUGGAUUCCGGUGACCGUAUGCUGCUGGCCAACUUUGGCGUCUCCACCAUCUUGAGCUCCUCGGUGUUGCUGGCCGCAUGGUAUUACAAAAAACCAAAGAAGGAAUAAUGGGCGCCGAUGCGCUUGAUACCAAAGAAAGGCAGAUGGGCCUCGUAAUGAUGUACCGAGCACGCUUAAACCAAAUUCUAUGCCUAAUAGUCAGCACGCCAAAUGUUUGCGGCCUUUUACGGUAGCGUCUCGAUUGGUCCACUCGUGUACUUGCUACUUUAUUUUAACUUUUAACAACAUCCUCUAACGAACAAAGUUUACCAGCUAACGAUGAAAUAUAAAGAGAUUAACUUCGAAACGAAACGAAAAAGAUGGUAAUUCCUAAGGCUUUUAAAUAUGAUCAUGCUUCUGCAUUGUGAAGCUGCCGGUAUUUCCAAAUUGGACGAAGCAUUCCCAAAGGUAAUUCCCCUCGUUUAUCAACUCGUUAAGAAUGA
Molecule: messenger RNA, 1375 nt
Organism: Anopheles aquasalis
Lineage: Eukaryota; Metazoa; Arthropoda; Insecta; Diptera; Culicidae
Product: solute carrier family 66 member 3
Source: RefSeq, a predicted model, not a curated record